AUGCACACUGAUCCUGGUAACUGGCAUCGCAUCCACACCAACGAUAUUCCCACCAUCAUUAAGAUUGUGUUCUGGGGUCUCGACAAGCGCCUCGCUCAGCGGAAGCACUUCCCGUCCGUCAACUGGAGCGUGUCCUACUCCAAGUACACGAAGGUUCUCGAGUCGCAUUAUGAGACGACCGAGCCCGGCUUCGUUGAACUGCGGACGAAGACGAAGGAGAUCCUUCAGAAGGAGGAGGACCUUGCCGAAAUUGUGCAGCUCGUUGGCAAAAGUGCUUUGGGCGAGAGCGACAAGAUCACACUCGAGGUGGCACGCAUGCUCAAGGAUGACUUCCUGCAGCAAAACGGCAUGAGCGAGUACGAUCGGUUCUGUCCGUUCUACAAGACGAGCGCGAUGCUCAAGAACUUCGUUGCGUUCCACGAUGCGUCCUCCAAGGCGGUUGCCACAGGCGACAUUACGUUCGCUAAGAUUAGGGACUCGGCGAGUGACCUGAUGUUUAAGCUCUCGCAAAUGAAGUUUGAGUCCCCUACACAAGGCAAGGACUCUAUUAAGGCGAAGAUGGACGCGUUGUACAAUGAGAUCCAGGAGCGUUUCCGCCAGAUGGUCGAGUAG
Molecule: messenger RNA, 612 nt
Organism: Phanerochaete carnosa HHB-10118-sp
Lineage: Eukaryota; Fungi; Basidiomycota; Agaricomycetes; Polyporales; Phanerochaetaceae
Exons: 4
Coding region: 1-612 (203 amino acids)
Biological process (GO): proton transmembrane transport; ATP metabolic process
Cellular component (GO): fungal-type vacuole membrane
Molecular function (GO): ATP binding; proton-transporting ATPase activity, rotational mechanism
Source: RefSeq, a predicted model, not a curated record